Messenger RNA from Adineta steineri, 363 nucleotides. The record is from the annotation of a GenBank genome assembly. NCBI's taxonomy places the organism in Eukaryota, Metazoa, Rotifera, Eurotatoria, Adinetida, Adinetidae.
AUGACUCAACAGACAAAUUUGAAUAAUGAUGAUUUUGAAAUUUUAUAUGACACGUCACCGAUGAAUAUUCAAAAACCAUCCGAUUCUAUUAAUCUACCGAACGAGGAAAAAUCAAUAACAAUUAAUAAUCAAAGUAAACCUGUAAAUUCAAGCUAUUUACCAAUUCGAUAUGGUUCAGCAGCAAAUAUUCCAUAUAAAAGUGAUUUCGAUUUAGAAUCUAUUGUUGAUAAUAAUGUACAAAAAUAUCCUACUGUUAAUAAUAUCAAUGAAUUAUUGAUACAACAUGUUCAUGAUCGUAAUAAUCUGAUUCAACUAGCAAAACAAACUCAACAAGAUUUUAUAAAAGCUAUUCAUCUUGAUUGA